Molecule: messenger RNA, 645 nt
Organism: Dibothriocephalus latus
Lineage: Eukaryota; Metazoa; Platyhelminthes; Cestoda; Diphyllobothriidea; Diphyllobothriidae
Source: the annotation of a GenBank genome assembly
AUGCAUGCAGGCACCCGUCCCACGUUGCCAAAGGUUACCGUUAAGCCCAUGUUUCCGAAACUGCCCUCAUCCUCAGUCUCACCCCCGGGUAUGACUGAAGCAGAUGUGGACAUACGCACCUUUUCACCCACGGUGCUCUCUUUCACCCCUCACCCCUAUACCGGUUACCCCUUGGAGGGGCACUCCUUCCCCUUCGACGACCUGCCACACACAAUGAUGCACUUCUGCCCUUCUUAUCGUUUUCCUCAGUACGACAGCGACUACUUUUCUCAGCAUGCCAAUACUGCAGGUGGAGGUAUCGGAAACCAUUGUGGCGGUGGCGGUGAUGUGGACGGGCUUAAUGGCACCGUCGAAUCUGGUGCCUUUGAGGUAUUCAAUUCCCAUGGGGAUGAUGGGGGGCCCCUGAACACUCGAUUCCCCGAAACACUGCAGUCAGCAGUCUGCAGUCAUAUGCAUUCCACACCCCCCUUUGAUUUAGGCCCCUAUGAUGUAAACCCUACUUCUUCUUCUGCUUCCAGUCUCGCCGACUAUCGCGUGUUUCCCCAAAGCAGCGCUCAUCCAUCCUAUAAUGCAGCAAUGGACUCACUGCCUUCCACCCUGCGCUUCGAUUACGCCUACUCGCAGUCUUCCCGACCCAGCACCACU